GUAAAAAUUAUAAGCAUGAGAAAUCUCCGCAAAGCAGAUCUGUUGAGCCAAACUGAUUGCUACAUCAAGCUGUGGCUGCCAACAGCUUCAUGUCGGGAAGCCCGGACAAGAACUGUAUGCAACUGCAGAAACCCUGUCUGGAAUGAAACUUUCCACUUCAUGAUACAAAGUGAAGUAAAGAACAUCCUGGAGCUGACAGUCUGUGAUGAGGAUACUUUUACACCAGAUGACCAGCUUUUGACUGUUCGCUUUGAUGUAGCUAAAAUCCAACCUGGAGAAAAAGUUCACCUGAAUUUUGAGUUGAGUCCAGAGUCUCGUGAAAUUUCCUGUUUGGAAGUACAUGUGAAUGAAAGAAAAAUGAAGAGCCCUUACACAAGGAGAGAUUUCACAUUCACAAUGAAAGGAUCCUAUGAAGAAACCCAGGAUGUUUCCAUAGGUCCUUGCUGCAGAUGGGGAAGCAGUGAAACCACCAUGUUCCACUACAUCAAGCACAGUCAACCCAGACUGCACAUGACGCUGCCAAAGGAGCGUUUUUUCUGUGGUCAUAGCUCAGCUAGGAGGGAAAUGGAUGUAAGUAGUCCUCUGGCUGUGCCUCUCCAUUCUCUGGACUUGGGAAAGAAAGUGACAGUGAUGAGAGGUGAAUCUUAUGAGGUGUCUGUGAAGGAAGAAGAUGGUUGCAAGAAUUUAGAUUUGCGGUUGGGGUUUGAUCUAUGUGCAGAGGAGCAGGAUUUCAUCUGUAAAAGGAAGAAGUUGGUUGCUGCUGCUCUGAAAAAUGUUCUUCAUCUAGAUGAGGACCUGCAGGAGGAUGAGGUGCCAGUGGUGGCAGUCAUGACCACAGCAGGCGGAGUGCGGUCCAUGACGGCUAUGUUUGGCAGUCUUCUGGCUCUCCAGGAGUUAGGUGUUUUGGACUGUGUGUCAUACCUCAGUGGUUUGUCUGCCACAACAUGGACCAUGGCAAAGUUAUAUGAAGAUGCAAAUUGGUCACAGAAGGAUCUUAGAGGGCCAAUUGGUGAUAUCAGGAAUCAUGUGAUCAAGAGCAAACUGCGCUGUUUCUCGUUGGAUCAUAUGAAAUACUAUGAAAAGGAGCUUUGUGAAAGAAAGCAAGAGGGGCACAAGUUGUCCUUUGCAGAUUUAUGGGGACUCUUCAUUGAUCGUAUGCUACAUCAUCAGGAAAGUACUCACAAACUCUCUGAUCAGCAACUGGCAGUAAAUCAGGGGCAGAAUCCACUGCCCAUAUACCUGUCCCUCAAUGUCAAGGAUGACUUUAGCACUCUGGAUUUUAAAGAGUGGGUGGAGUUCACACCUUACGAGGUGGGUUUCCUGAAAUACGGGGCCUUUGUUCGUUCAGAGGAUUUUGGUAGUGAGUUCUUCAUGGGCCACCUGAUGAAGAAGAUCCCAGAGUCCCGCAUCUGCUUCUUGGAAGGCACAUGGAGUAAUAUAUUUUCCCAGAAUUUUAUGGAUGCUGUCUACCUCUCGGGUCAUUCAGAGGACUUCUGGCACAGAUGGACCCGAGGCACUGAGCAUGAGAUUGAGGAACACCCUGCUCUGCCCAGGAAGCCUCAUGAACAGACAACUUGCUUAUCCAUUCCCAAAGGUUGCCUUUCCAAUACUCUUCGAGAAAUGAUGACCGGACGGCCAGUGGUCUCAACUUACCAUAAUUUCCUCAAGGGCUUGCAGCUACAUAACAAGUAUUUUGAGAAUGAGAGCUUUUGCAUGUGGAAAGACACAGUGCUGGAUUCUUCUCCCAACCAGCUGAAUGAAAUGGGUGACUACCUCAAGCUGGUAGAUACAGCUUUCUUCAUCAACACCAGCUGCCCACCCAUUCUGAGGCCAGAGAGGAAAGUGGAUGUCAUUUUGCAUUUAAAUUACAGCGGAGGAUCACAGACUCUGCCACUGGACCUAUUCUCAGAGUACUGUUUGGAGCAUGGGAUCCCAUUCCCUGGCACGGAGCUGAGCCAGGAAGACCGGGAACACCUGAAGGAGUGCUAUGUGUUUGAGGACAGUGUAGAGGCACCAAUCUUGGCCUAUUUCCCACUGGUGUGUGAUACCUUCCAAAAAUACAAGGCACCAAAUGUGGAGCGCAAUCCCACAGAGAUGGAGCAAGGAAGAGUAGAUGUGUCCAACUGUGUUGCUCCCUAUGGCACUGGUCUGCUUACAUAUACUGAAGAGAAUUUCAACAAGUUGCUGAACCUGUGCAGCUACAACAUCCUGAAUAAUAAACAUUUAAUUCUUCAGGCUUUGCGAACUGCAGUGGAACGAAAGAAGAGAUUUAAAAACUGUUCAUCACCUCAGUCGUCUAAACUCUCUUAA
Messenger RNA from Pelecanus crispus (Dalmatian pelican), 2310 nucleotides. NCBI's taxonomy places the organism in Eukaryota, Metazoa, Chordata, Aves, Pelecaniformes, Pelecanidae. The record is from RefSeq and is a predicted model, not a curated record.